CAAACUAGAGGAAGGGUCUCUGGAAUACUUCAAUUUUGUCACCUUGGAUGAUUGAACGUCAAUGAAAUAAUUUGCAGAUGAUCCCAAUUGACAUGCUAUUAGCAUGAAGCAGUUAUUCCUUUACGAGUUUGGUGACUGAUGCUCCAAAAUACGAACAGAAGUGCUUGAGCAAGAACUGAGGCUUCCAGUGAAGGGGUUCAGCUACACAAACAAUGACUAAGAUAAGGAACGGGAGUAAAUCUGGAGUAAAAUUGAAUGACAAAAGCAGAGAAAAUCACAAAGGGAAAAGAAAGCAAAAGUUUGCAGUCGGUACGGAGGGAACGUGGCUUAAAGAAAUGAUGCCAGUUUCAAAGCAACAACAUGAAGGAACACAUCAAGUGAAUACUGGUAGCUUUGGUACUUCAAAAUUAAUUGUAUCCGACUGUGAAAAUCCUGAAGUUUUUGAAGGUGGUGAAAAAAUGCACAUUCAAUCCCCACCACGUCCAGCGAAGGAGAGCAGGAUUAAGAAAAGAAGAAAGCACAGAGCAAACAAAAGGGAAAGAUCGCAAGUUCAUAAAAAGAACCUUGGAAAGGCCAGAUCUACCAUUGCUGUACUGAAGCCAUUUGGCCUCCGCGUUCUCCGUUCCAGGACAACUUCAUCUACAAAUGUAUCCAUUCCGCACACUCAAAAAUGGAAAAUGAAAUUGAAAACCAAAAGUAAACAGCAGAGUGAAGACAGACAGAGGAGGAGGGGGAUGGUGCCAACUGACAGUCAUCUGGAAAAUUCAAACAAUAAUACGAUAAAGAAGUGGAUUUGUCAAAAGAAUGAGUUAUUAAAAAAAGAAAAAGAAGCAAAGAGGAAGCAGAGAAGACUGGAGAGAGCUGCAGGUAAAAGGCAAGAACUAGAUAAGCAGAAGAGGCAAAAGGAAUCUGAAGAAAAGAUAAAACUGUGGAUGUUGAAGAAAGGCAUAAUCAGAACACAGGACAGUAACAAGUGUACAGUUUCAUUUGAUGCAAAUGCAGGUGGUCAGAAUUCAAAGACAUCGCCACCCAUAAUAGACAUGGUCAGAAAAUCUCUCAGUCAAAGUCCAAGUAAAUCAAUAAAGAGUGAAGUGCAGGUCUCUGAUGAAAAGCUGGAGGUGAAACAGAAAAAUAAACUCUUUCUUGGUACAGCAAAAUCCAGAACAGGGAUCUUGGCUUCUAAGGAUCAAAUGGUGAGUUUGUGCAAAAUGAUGUCAACUUUGGAUCAAGGUUCAGAGUGUGGCAAUCUUGUGUCACAGAAGUCAAACAGCAAGAACAAAUUAGUGCAUCGAGACAUCAAUGAAAAAUCGCUUUCAACCUCAAUGCCUAUUAAAUUAGAAAGGAAAAGCCCAGUGAGUUUGAGCAACAUCUCUCAGGUCAAAGAACAGAACAAUGAUUGCAGCAGAAUAGGGAAACAUCUUGUGUACCAACUGCCAUUCAAUGAAAAGCUUUCAAGAAAAGCCAAGGAAUUCAAGCAAGUUCAAGCAAAAAUUGAGGAACAAAAGACUGAACUAGACAAAAAUCUUCAAAGUGUCCCAGCAUUAGCAACCAAUCAAAUUCAAAGUAUAAUGGAUAAUAAAAAUAAUGUCAUCAUAGCAAAAGAGACAAAUACAUCACCUAACAUCUUGUUGACAUCCAAGUUUACUGAUGCAAUUUCAAAUCCAGAAUGGCUUCAGGAGGCUAUGGUUACUCCAGCUGUAAAGAACUGGUUUGUGCACAGACUGGAAGAGCAAGCAAUGCAUGGUGCAGAUAGUAAUUCAUUAGUACAAGAUGUCCAGCUCUGCAAGGAGCACAAGCAUAAUAUCUCUUCUCUGUAUGGAAGGUCAUUUAGAACAGCUGAAGAAAGAUUAUUAGCUUUGAAACAAAGUCACACUUUUAAAGAUAAGGAUGCCGGUGCUGGUGAAAGUUCAAAGAUAACAUUGUCGGCUCCUAAUAUAAACCUCUCUCAAAGACCAAGUUUAUGGGGUAAGGAGAAGAUAAAAGAAUAA
Mobula hypostoma (lesser devil ray) is the source of this 1988-nucleotide messenger RNA. Its product is annotated as titin homolog. The record is from RefSeq and is a predicted model, not a curated record. The coding region runs from base 213 to 1988 and encodes 591 amino acids. Lineage: Eukaryota; Metazoa; Chordata; Chondrichthyes; Myliobatiformes; Myliobatidae. The transcript is spliced from 2 exons.